AUGGUUGUUGAUGGUAAUUUGUUGUCAUUAUGUCAGAGUGGUGGAGUUUUCUUUAUACUGACUUGUUUUAUUGGUCAGCUACUGAACAUUGAAAAUGUUCAUGGGAACCCCAUAACAGAUGAAGUGUCCCUGUAUGGAGAGAGCUACAUCCAGAACUCCCUAAAGGAUGCCAGCAGCCAGACUCGCAUCCAGCUAGAGUUCCAGACUGGCCUGCCUCAUGGCUUACUUCUGCUUGCUGCUGGACAGACAGAUUACGUCAUCGUACAGCUGAUUGCUGGAACUUUAGAGGUCAGGGUCAACCUUGGUUCCGGGGAAGCGGUCAUCUUGUCUGCAAGAGGUGUGAGACUAGACAACCAACGGUGGCAUUCUUUAGUUAUAAAUCGCACUGAAGAUGUAGUCUAUCUUGAACUGGAUGGAGUAGGUCAAGGUCAAGCUAGCACGCCAGGGUCGUACCAUGAUCUAAAUAUAGAUCUUGGUGUGUUUCUCGGAGGCACUGGGGAUCUGAAGCGAGACUUUGACCACAGCAUUAAAUCUUUCAGGGGCUGUAUGAGGCAAGUCCACUUCAAUGGGCACAACAUCCUGGAGGAGGUCAAAAGCAUCCCCCAGCACCAGGUGGCCUGGAAGUGUGAUGAUGUCUUCUCCAUGCCCUCGUCUGCACCCUUCAGCAUGAACCACGAGUCCGCAUAUCUAGCUUUACCUUUUAUUAGGAUCGGCCCAGAACACCAGCCAUUUUUUGCUUGCCUGCUCAAAACCAGGUCCUCUAAUGCCCUGGUUUUGUUCAACUCCGGCGUUGGUGCCACAUCCAAGGAUUUCAUAGCCGUGGAGCUGGUGGACGGCAAGCCUAAGCUUUCUGUAGACAAAGGUGGAGGGGUGAUAGAAGUGGCGCUGGGCGUGGCCAUCAAUGAUGGCAAGUGGCACCAGAUGGAGCUGGCUCUCAGUGAAAACACGGUAGAGAUUGGUAUAGAUGGCCGGAAAAAUGUCACCACCUUUUAUCUGGGUAACCAGAAUAAAUUAAAUCUUGGGGGUUAUCUGUAUGUUGGUGGCGUGGGGGUCAAGGCCAGGCCCCAGGCUGUUAAACUUGGCCUCGUCAUGCCUGGAUCACUGCUGGGGUGUGUAAAAAACAUCCGCAUGAACUCGCGCAGCUAUGGGUUUGAGCAGGUUCAGUCGUCAUGGCAGGUGGACGGGGUGUGUAGGUGGGAGUACCCCUGUGCAGAGGACCCGUGUAUCUCAACUGCUGUGUGUAAGGAGCUCCAAGGGUCAAAGUUCGAGUGCCACUGCCCUGAUGAAGAGUGUGUGAAGCCAGUCUCUCAGCAGAACCAGCGGGGGAUUGUGUCGGUGGGAAGAGUUCAAGUGGAAGUCGGGGGGUCAGUGGUCAUCAACUCCAGCGUUAUUCAGGUCAAUAAAAGAUCUCUGGGCCAGAUGAUUAGGGAUGAAAACAUCUUCUUUGUGGUCAAAGAUCCCCCUAAAGAUGGCAUCAUUGAGACGAGACGCAAGGACAGCAUUUCUCUGAGAGACCUCACAGAAAACUCUGUAUACUACAAGCAUCUGGGUGGUCCACCAAAACUGGACAGUGUCACUUUUGACAUGGGGGUCAGCUCUACCUCCCACCCUGAGCACUUUACAUUUGUAUUGCCAAUAACAAUCAUAGCAAAAAGUGUCAACAAGCUGGAGGUCACACUACCCCGCGGAGGCUAUUUGGUUAUUUCAUUAGGAGCAAAGGUGCGGAUCACACCCGCAGUGCUCAAUGUCAAAUCACCUGAACAAGACCCUUCCAACCUGAUAUUUUCUGUGAUAUUUUUACGUGAGUCUGGCAGUUUUUUCCAUCACUCUAAUGAUCCGAGGAAAGCAAUUAAAACGUUUACUUUAAAAGAUGUCCAAGACGGCUUCAUCUGGUUCCAGCACAGUAGAGACAACAUUGUUUACACCAGGUUUAAUGUCACAGAUGGCGCUGCUGUCAGUAGUGGCGUGGACCUGCGCUUUAAAGUGGAGGAGAUGAGGCUGAGCACCAGGAACAACACAGGCGCCACUCUGUACUACGGCUCCAGCUCUCUGAUCACCAGCCAGAACCUCAGCAGCACAGCAAACACCUACCUAGAGGACCUGGACCUCAGGUAUCAGGUGACCCAACCACCCAGCCACGGCUCCCUGCAAGUCUUUCAGUACGGGUCCAGUGACUGGUCCGAGGUGUCCUCCUUCUCACAGAGCCAGAUAGACUCAGGGCGAGUGCGCUACACCCACCACCCCGGGCGCAGCAUGUCAGUCCAGGACAGCUUUAGAUUUGAGGUCAUAUACAAGAAUGUGAAAACACAAACCCAGAUAUUUCUCAUCCGCAUCAAAUCUGUCAAACCUGUGAUUGACCAGAGUGUGACUCUAGUGUUGCACCAAGCACUGUACGCUAAAGUUAGCAAUAAAACACUGUUGGCUGUUGUCAAUGUUGAACACAAUCCUGACAGCAUCAAGUUCACCAUGGAGAGAUCCCCAAAGAAAGGUAACUUCUAUCUGAGCCAACAGAACAUAAACAAUCCUGGGGUGUUUGACCAGUUCACUCCCCUGAAGGAGAACAGCACCUUCACACAAGAGGAUGUCAAUGCAGGCUUCUUGUAUUAUAAAUUUGACAAGACGGCCUAUGAAAGAACAGACGACAUGACCAGUUUUCUUGUCUCUUACUUUGGCUUCUACAACAGGGUGAGACUGAGCGUGCAAUUCUCACCUGAACAAAUUGACAUUCGUUUUGUUAAUAAUGGUCUGAAGAAUGUUCCAGAAGGAGGCGCUGUUGUCAUAACCAAACAAGACCUUUACCUUGAAAUGGAAAAGUACAAGAAGUUUACAUUUUGGAUUGUAAAGCCUCCUGACCAUGGGAGGAUAGGUUUGAGGGAGUCAGUCCGCUCGAGAGAGUCAGUCAGCUUGAGUGAGCUAGAACAGCUGAGCAACAUCUCCUCCUUCACCAUGUCUGACAUCAAGGAUGGGAAGGUUGUGUACAAACACGAUGACUCAGAGAAUGAUCAGGACUUCUUCACAUUCACUACAACCCCUAUUCUUGAAGAGUCACAGGUUGACUCGGGGGAUGAGUUCCAGGAAUAUUCUGGGAAGUUCCAGAUUUCUAUCAAGAUGAAAAAUGACAAUCCACCGUUCAGGACUUUUAACAAGGUAUUUCAGGUGGCCAUUGGUCAUGCCAAAGUGCUGACCAUCAAUGACCUGUCAUUCACCGACCCUGACAUAGACUUUGAUGACUCCCAGCUGAAAUACACCAGGCAAGUUAUAUCAAAUGGUGACAUCCUGCACACAGAGACAGAGGACCCUGUGUACAGCUUCACACAAAGUGAUUUAAUCUCAGGCACCCUCAUGUUUCAACACACUGGUGAAAACUACGCCCGCACACAAAUCACAGUCACAGAUGGAGAGUUCUUCAGCAGUAGCAUGUUUGAGAUUCAGGCCUCCAAGCCUUAUAUAAAGAUUGUAAACAAUACAGGUGUGCGGGUGGGCAAGGGAGAUGAAGUCCUGCUGAAUGGCACCAACCUGAGCAUGGACUCUAACCUCAACUACAAGCCUGAUGAGGUUAGCCUCAAACUGAUGCGGCUACCUGCACAUGGGGGGCUGUGGAUCAGAGGGAGGCAGGCGGAACAGCUGACCUACCUGGAUGUGUUGGAGGGGCAGGUCAAGUACUGGCACAAUGGUGACCAGGGAGAGGAAGACAAGUUCACCAUCCUGAUCAGCCUGGGUCAAGUUGAGACCCAGGCUGACAUCCAGGUCAAGGUCAUCACUGAGGGGCUGUCUGACCCGCCUGAAAUAGUACACAACCAAAUUCUCAAGGUGCCAGCCCAGCAGUCUGAAACCAUCUCAGAAAAUGUCCUCAAAGUCUACCACAAGCGGUACCCUGCGGCAGAGAUUGAGUACAUCAUAACACAGCUACCCCAGUAUGGUCAUCUGGUGGUCAAAGGCAUCGAUGUUAAAGCUGGGAAUGUUCCAGAAUUCACCCAACAAGACAUUAACGACAAGCUGAUCAUCUACACCAGUGACAGUCCAGACAGCAUGUCAGACAGCUUUAGGUUUGAUGUCGGCACAGAGUUCCAAAGUUUGAGACAGCUAGAAUUUCUCAUUGAGAUCUUACCCCGUAAACCCCAAAGAGUGCAGGCCAAUGUAACGGUGAUGGAGGGUGGAACAGUCACUCUCUCAAACAAUGUGUUGGCUCUAAAGGGACGGCUAGCCCAGAGCAGUAAGGUGAUAUAUCGUAUCCAGCAGAGCCCCGUACAUGGGAAAAUUGUGCUGAGAAAUGGCAGGAAGGAUGCUCAGGUCAACAACUUCACGCUGGAGGAUGUGGGCCGCAGCAAGAUUGCUUAUGUUCACGAUGGUAGUGAGAGCCUUCUGGACCAAGCUGUCAUCAUAGCUGAGACCACGGACGCCAGUCUAGGCCCGCAGACCUAUGUCGUGUCCAUCAAAGUUACACCAGUGGAUGACCAAGCACCAAGGGUUGUGUUGAACAAAGGCUUAGAUUUGUGGACCGGGUCCUUAAAGCUGUUGACAAGUGACAACCUGCAAGCCUCUGACCCAGACUCCAGCAGCAGUCAGAUUCUGUACCAGACCUCCUCUCCCACCAAUGGACACCUGGCCUUUCUCAACAACACAUUCAAACGUAUCUCCAGGUUUACCCAGAUGGACAUAGACAACAAGCAAGUCGUGUUUGUACACAAAGGUGCCGAGUUUGGAGAUUUUAAAUUUGAUGUGACUGACGGCAACAACACAGCUGAGCGCCGGCAAAUUUUCCAAAUUCGUGCCAGACCUGUCCAGAUUUCUGUCAGCGUCAACAACUCGGUGCAGGUGUUUCCAGGUGUGGUCCAGCCAAUCACCAACAGUUCCCUCCUGGCCCAGACCUCCUCCGCCAACUUCUCCCACCCCAUAGUGUACACAGUCCAGGAGCCCAGGCCCACUCUAGGGAAACUCUUGACCAAAGUCCAGCAGAGAUUUGUUGAGAUAAACUCCUUCACACAAGAUGACAUCAAUGAUGGUCUAAUUUAUUUCCAGACCAACCACACCAUGGUCAACUGGAGCCACACUGACCACGUGGGCUUUGAAAUCUCAACACUUUAUGCCAAACCUAUUGAAAACAAAAUUUUAAAACUGGAUAUCUCCUUGUUAAAUAUUAAUGAAGACAACUAUCCAAGUUUAUUAAAUUUGAAAUUUCCUCAUCUAAAAGAGGGAGAAAAGGUGCAUCUGAAUCAUCAGUACUUUGAUGCUACAGGAUUUAUUAAAAAAGUUGAAAGCUUUAGGCCUGGUGUUAGUGUAGAGCUGUCAUUUGCAUCCUUGACCAAGCAUGGAUAUUUAUGGUUCAAAGGAAGGUCUGUAGAAAAAGAUGAGGUUUUUACCCAAGAGAAUUUAAACAAUGGAGAACUGGAUUACAUACAUGAUGACUCUGAUUCAAUACUUGACUUUUUUAAUUUUACAGUCAAAAUAUUAGUCCCUAGGUCAUCUAGUGAACCCAGCCAUUCCGUAGCCAAAACUUUUAAAUUUCACAUUUUUAUCCAACCAGUCAAUGACCGUGGGUUCGUGAUGGUCACACAGUACCCAAGGAUUGCAGUCAAGCAGGGGGGGCAAGUUGUGGUCACCUCCGAUAACCUGACCACAGUUGACUUGGACACUGGACCAGAUGGGAUUGAGUACACCAUCAUCAAGCAGCCAGAACACGGGAAAUUUGUCCGAGAUUCCUCCUCAAAUAGUCCCAUUACAACUUUCACCCAGAAGGAAAUCAAUGACGGUAGAAUUGUGUUUAAACAUAAUGGCACCAGGAAGUCUAGAAGUUCCAUGAGAUUUAAAGUGUGGGACGGAGUGUUUGGGCCCCAAACGGCCGGCAUGGAGAUUUCUGUGGAGCUUUUAAAUAUCGUGGUUGGUGAAGGCAGGCAUGUCCCGUUGGUUCAGGGCAGCAGGUCAGUUGUCUUGUCCAAUCAGUUCAUGCAGGUGUCCACCAAUGGGGACUAUGACACCCUCCUCUACAGGGUCACACAGCCCCCUCACUUUGGCCAGCUGCUCAAGAUGAAUGCCGCGGUCAUGGAGUUUAGCCAGUCAGAUGUUGACAGCGGUCAGCUGACCUAUCUCCAGAAUAAAGAUUCCCCUGGGAAUGAUUUCUUCACAUGCAACAUCACUCUAGGUAGCCGUUUCCAAGCUGAUAAUCUUGUGACUUUUGAAGUCAUCAUGAAGCCUUUGGUUAAACAAGGCCCUCUUGUGACUUCUAAUGGCUUACAUGUGGCCAUAACCAUUGCAAGCUUAGAUGCCAGCGAACUUGCAGAACUGACCAAUGACAACCCACAGUUUGAGAUCACUGUGCCUCCAAAAUAUGGCAGCAUUAUGCGCAGACACAGGCAGCGGCGCCAAGCAACACUUGAAAACCACUUCCAGCCAGUGAAGCAGUUUACGUUUGAAGACAUCCUGUACACCAAGAUGUAUUAUGUGGCCAGUGGUGUCAACAGGGGUGUCAAGACGGACAACAUGACUUACAUACUACGGGCACGUGGCGUCCCACCGGCAGAAGGCCAACUGGUCAUAGAAGUGACACAGUCUGGUGAGGCAGAGGCUGACAAGUCACAGGACGACACUGGCAGCACAAAUGAGGAAGCGCAGGUAGACAACACACCUGAUGAAGCCAACACAAGUCUGAGCUCUGAGAGUGAAACUCAGUCAGGUGUAGACACAAGCAACAGCAGUACCACGGUGAUCGCCAUCAUCCUGCCCCUGAUAUUUAUCCUGGUCAUUGCUGUUGUCUUGGUUAUAUUGUUUAUUCGAUGGAGGCGGAGGAAACGGGGCAAUGCUGAGAAGGAAAUGAAGUAUGAGAAGCCCCGGCCUUUGAUUAGUGGACCAUUGCAGCUGGAACAAUCUCAUGUGAUGUUAGAACCAGUCAGCAAGGGUCUGGCCUCGCCAGGCAGUCGCACGUCUCUAGUGGAGGGACACAGUGUGGAGAAUGACUACGUCAACAGCUCGCACAUCAACAAGAGCCACGAGGUCGACUCGUCGUACCAGUUACAUUCAGCUGCUCCCAGCCCUUCUGCUCAGACUACAUCACCAACACAUAGCCAGUCUGAACCAGUUUCUGAGGAAUUAGAAAGCUCUUCCAUGUUGACCAGUGGUCGAGGCUCUAAUGCUAGUAAUGACUUAAUGGACUGGACACUAUUGGACCCAGAGUUACUUCAACAUUUUCGCCCCACCACGCCAGUGUUAAGAACCAACCAAUACUGGCUGUAACUAUUGUUCCUUUAAGUUACUUGUUCUUUUAUUCUAAUUACCCAACAUAUGAUACCACUUUGAGGUGAAAUGCUCAAGUUUCAGCUACAAAAAUACUGAUAAUUUCAUUUUUUACUGUUAGAAAUAAUUCAAAAAGUGUUUUUUAUCUACUGAGCUCCAAGUCUUGGGAGCCAUAAUUAGUACUUAUACUACUUAUAGAGUUAUUCAAUUGCUAAUGAUGUUAACUUGUAAACUUUAAUAAAUAUCAUGACCAUUUGUCAAAUCUAGUUAUUGAAUCUCAUGUUCAUUUUAGAAUUAGCAAAGCUAUAUCAUGUUCCAGAUUAGUUGGCCAGUAGAUCUGUCAUUUUUUUCAGCUUAUUAGGCCAGUAGAUCUGUCAAGUUCCAGUGCACCUGGCCAGUAGAUCUGUCAAGUUCCAGUGCACCUGGCCAGUAGAUCUGUCAUGUUCCAGUGCACCUGGCCAGUAGAUUUGUCAAGUUCAGUGCACCUGGCCAGUAGAUUUGUUAAGUUCCAGUGCACUUGGCCAGUCAAUCUGUCAUGUACCCGUCCAACCAAAUCUUAAUUCCCCACUUUGUGCUGUGUUUGAAUGUGCAAUAUAUUUCUUGUAUGUUUGCUUUUAGAUGCUGCUUGUGUUUUACACAACAGUGUCAUUCAACAUUUUAUUUAUAUAGUUAUAUUAACUAAACCAUUUUUUUGUACAUUUUUACUGGAGUCAAGUAUAUUUGAUAUUAACUAGAGAGAUACAUCUGUCUCACCAAUAAGGUUGCCAGUCACUUUGGUUUUAUGUAGACUGCACGCUUUUAACAACUUUUUCAAAUGAUCCAAUCAGAUUGUUGCUUGUUAUUUUAAACAAACUAAUAAA
Physella acuta is the source of this 8087-nucleotide messenger RNA. Its product is annotated as chondroitin sulfate proteoglycan 4. The record is from RefSeq and is a predicted model, not a curated record. Gene Ontology annotation, biological process: anatomical structure morphogenesis. NCBI's taxonomy places the organism in Eukaryota, Metazoa, Mollusca, Gastropoda, Physidae.